AUGCUGGAUACAUCUGAGCUCUAUACCGCUGUUGAGCGGGUGUUUACCAGUCCAGCGAAUGCGUCCACAGACGAUCUCUCAAAGGCAUGUCGUUUCUGCGCCACUGACGAUCAGUCUGUUGAGGCUUUUGAGAGUGUGAAGGAUCUGAAGGCUGCGUUAUUAGGUCUACUGAAUGUGUCACUGGAAGGAAGAAGCGACGGUGAUGGAAACAGUGUUGACAUUCGAAGGGCUCGGCUGGCACUGCGCACGCUUGUCAACGCAGUGAAUCGAAGCAGAAAAUUCGCAGAGAGCGUUUCUGCAGACUGCUUAACGUUGUUCCGAGCUCUCCUGCGUAUCCCUGAACUCCGGACUGAAACUUUUGCUGCUCUUGUGGCCCUUGCUAGAUCAAUGCGGAUCGUGUGUGGUCUGGAAGAUUCUUACGCGACCUUGCUUGGUGAACUGGUUCUGUUGUGGGAAUCCCAAGAUGUCAUCGAUUCAGAUAGAUCUUGGCUGUCAGCAUUUGUUUCCAUCCACUUAGAGGAGGAUUAUGGGUUUCUGUCUAGCUGUUUCGGCGAUCUAUCAUGUGAUGAGUUUGCUGCUCUCCUUCACAUAGCUGAAGUGCUCAUGGACUCAAGUCAUGCUGAAAUCGUGACGAAGGCUCACUCCAACAACAUUUCGUUUUGUGCCGACUUACUGGAGCGUAUUGUGCACGAUUUUGGUGAGGAAGUUUCGCAUGAACGAAGACUAGCGUAUAUUGAACAGAUCACGUAUUCAAUUGAAAUUCUAGCUUCUGCUGCUCUGAGAGAUUCCGAAUAUUCAACCCAGUUUCUAGGUCGACCAGCUGUUGUAGAGAUAAUAGUAGAUAUUCUUGAAUCUGUUCUGGAUGCGCAGUGGUUAGACGAAAACGAAGAGCAAAAAGACGGCACCCUUCAAGCUCACGUAGACAGGCCGCCGAAGGUACCAGAAAUCCGUUGCGUCCGAAUUCACGACUGUCCUCAGCUAAGCGCCCUAUCAGCGGCGGUGCGUGACUCACCGAUGGAGCUGAGAGCUACUCUUAAAUGCGCUGCUGUUCGAGCGAUUGGUAAUCUUUGUUGCGAGAGACCUUCACUUCGAGUAGCAGCUGGUGCAAAAGGAGCGGUUUUAGCUGUUCUUCGCUGCGCAAGACUCACAGGGAAUGAUCGACCCUUUAUAGUGCAAUGGUCGAUAGCUGCUCUGCGUCACUUGUGUCUUGGAUGCCCUGAGAAUCAAAGGUUCAUUUUGGAAAUGGACCAGAAACCCACUGGAGUUAUUGAUCGAGAAAAGCUUCUGAAAGAAUUGGGUAUUGAUGUCGAGGUGGAAACAACAGGCUCUGUCCGACUGAUCAACAAAUCUCACCAAAAUUAA
This is a messenger RNA of Necator americanus (New World hookworm), 1362 nucleotides long. RefSeq lists its product as uncharacterized. Gene Ontology annotation, cellular component: cytosol. Bases 1 to 1362 code for a protein of 453 amino acids. Gene Ontology annotation, biological process: neuron projection development. The transcript has 11 exons. The record is from RefSeq and is a predicted model, not a curated record. Lineage: Eukaryota; Metazoa; Nematoda; Chromadorea; Rhabditida; Ancylostomatidae.